Molecule: messenger RNA, 1071 nt
Organism: Cornus florida
Lineage: Eukaryota; Viridiplantae; Streptophyta; Magnoliopsida; Cornales; Cornaceae
Product: loganic acid O-methyltransferase-like
Exons: 3
Coding region: 1-1071 (356 amino acids)
Biological process (GO): methylation
Molecular function (GO): S-adenosylmethionine-dependent methyltransferase activity
Source: RefSeq, a predicted model, not a curated record
AUGGCAGAAUCAGAAUCAUAUCCGAUGAAUGGUGGAGAUGGCACAUACAGCUACGCUAAGAACUCCAUCUAUCAGAGAGCAGUUUCAAAUGUUGCAAAAGAUAUGGUCGAUGAAGCAAUUGCAGAGAAGCUUGACGUAAAAAGCCUCACUUCUAAUUCAAACACUUUGCGCAUAGCAGAUUUGGGAUGUUCAGUUGGGCCAAAUACCUUCAUUACCAUGCAAAGUGUGCUUGAGGCCGUGGAAAAGAAGUAUCUUUCCCAUGGCCUUGCCUCUAAAGUGCCGGAAUUCCAAGUUUUCUUCAACGAUCAUGGUACCAAUGAUUUCAAUACCCUAUUUGCCUCCCUCCCUCAUGAUAGGAAAUACUUUGCUGCUGGAGUGCCAGGUUCUUUCUAUGGCCGGUUAUUCCCCGAGUUCUUUCUCCAUUUUGUGCAUUCCUCCUUUGCACUCCAAUGGCUCUCUAAGCUGCCUGAAGAGUUGCUUGACAAAAACUCACAAGCAUGGAACAAUAAAAGAAUCCACUACACAAGUGCCUCAGAGAAAGUAGUUAAUGCUUACGCAACUCAAUUUACAAAAGACAUGAAGAUGUUUCUGAAUGCCAGAGCUAAAGAGAUUGUUGCUGGAGGGAUGAUGGUACUGCUUGUGCCUGGUUGUCCGGAUGAUAUUCAUCAUUCUCAGCUCUCAACAGCUCUGUUGUUUGAUUUCCUUGGGUCUAAACUCAUGGAUAUGGUGAAUGAGGGAUUAGUCAGUGAAGCUCAAGUGGAUUCAUUUAACUUGCCUGUGUACUUUCCUUCCCCAAUGGAGAUGGCAAGGCUUGUAGAAGAAAAUGGGUGUUUCGAUAUUGAGAUAAUGGAGUUGCUGGAUCCCAGGUCAAAUAUGAACUACGCAAUUGAUGUGCAUGCAUUAAUAAUGCACCUAAGAGCUGGCCUGGAAGGAAUUUUCACCAAACAUUUUGGAAGUGAGAUUGUUGGUGAAAUGUUUGAAAGGACUUCUCAAGAAAGUGCAGAGCUUUCCUGCCUUCUGGACAAAAGCAACAAGAGAAACAAACUAUUUGUUGUUUUGAAGCAUAGAUGA